Messenger RNA from Nerophis lumbriciformis (worm pipefish), 630 nucleotides. The record is from RefSeq and is a predicted model, not a curated record. Lineage: Eukaryota; Metazoa; Chordata; Actinopteri; Syngnathiformes; Syngnathidae.
AUGCCGACGGACAUGGCGCCGUCCCUCUUCCUGUCGCAGGAAGACUUUGCGCACCUGGGUUGUGGACGUAGUCCCGCCCCCCAGAAAACCAAGAAGCAGGUGACCUUCGCCGACCACCUGGGCCUUCCCCUUGCCAGGGUCAAGGUCUUCUCCCGAUUCAAGGACGUCAUCCGCAUCCCCGCCGGUGUUGACCGGCCGGCCCCGGUCUUCCCCCCGCCGGCGUCUGACGACGGGACGUGCGUGCGGCUGGAGACGUGCGUGCUGAUGGAGCAGACGUUGGCGGGCACCGUCAAGGUCAAGAACUUGUCCUACGAGAAGCGCGUGGCGCUGCGCGUCACCUUCGACGCGUGGGAGAGUCAUUCGGACGUGGACUGCGAGUACGCGGGCAGCGACGGCAACUCCUUUGACACCUUUGCCUUUAGACUGGUCCUGCCAGCGGGCCGGCGGCCUGAGUUCGCUGUCCGCUACCGGGUGGCCGGCACCGAGUACUGGGACAGCAACCGCGGACGCAACUACCGCCCGGUCCCGGCCGUGGACGAGGGGUACCCGCGGCGGGACCGGGACCCGGGGGAGCUGACGCCUGAGUGGCCCGCCUACGCCGGCUACGAGAACGUCGGACCCUACUACUGA